Molecule: messenger RNA, 516 nt
Organism: Anisakis simplex (herring worm)
Lineage: Eukaryota; Metazoa; Nematoda; Chromadorea; Rhabditida; Anisakidae
Source: the annotation of a GenBank genome assembly
AUGAGCAAAACCAGUGAUAAAAAGAUUGUUGUGCACUUUUUAGGACUGGUGUUGAAAUUGAUUCCGUGCUUGAUGCUGACCAUCUUCAUGACUUUACUCGUUCGUAUGUUGAUGGAAGCACGUGAACGACGAACUCGACUGUGCGGUGGAUCGGCUACGGGUAAAUCACAAGCCGAACGCACCACAUCCAUGCUGACCGCUAUUGUGGCAGUUUUUUUGAUCACUGAAGCACCACAAGGAUUACUGGUUUUUGCUACAGGUGUUAAACCGGGUGUACGUUACGCGAUGCAAUAUUUGGGUGAUUUCAUUGAUCUGCUCUCACUGAUCAAUAGCAGUUUCAAUUUUAUUUUAUGCGCUCUAAUGAGUCAUGUUUUCAGGUUAUUUCUUUUCAUCACUCGAUUGCUUUUGAGCUUACGCGUUUCGACGCUUUCCAAUGAUUUUUAUCAUUAUUUAAACGGGGAGCUUAUAUUUGCAAAUGUUUUAAACGAUUAUGAGGCAAUUUAUCACCGUUGGUGA